AUGGAUACAACACGCCCCGCUCCCUGGCCACAGGCCACUAAUGAACUUCUUCCAAACACACUGUUCAAACUCGCGGCUCAAUAUCCUUCCGCGACGUACGCAGAGUUUCCGGUGAAUCCGCACAAGAUCGAGGAUGGAUAUCGUAAGAUCACGUUUGCUGAAGUAGCAAAUGCUGUUUCUGCCUUCGCACGGUGGAUAGAAGAGAACAUCGGGAAGCUGCAAGAAGAGGAAAAAGAUGGAACACGAACUUUGGUAUACGGAGCUGAAGCACUGGUCAAAUUGAUUGAGAGUGUGGACGCAAAGGCCAUGCUGAAGUCUGAGAUUCCGAUACCAGUUGUCAAAGACGUUCUGUCAAUGAAGGAUAUGAAGACACUUCAGAUACCGAGUGUAGAGCAGCUACUCACCUCAAAAGCGGAGCCGUAUCCAUACGACAAGACCUAUCAACAAGAUUCUCGAGAACCUUUUGUUUGUCUCCAUACAUCCGGCACAACGGGCUUUCCCAAGCCCGUUCUCUGGACACACGAGUGGACGAACAGUGUGGCCCAAACCAUGUAUCUCACCGCACCACCAGGCUACAAACUAGACCAAGAGCUUCUCUACGGAUCAGCGAACGGGCGAGGAAUGCGAGGAAUGUUUCUCUUCCCACCUUUCCACGCCAGCGGCAUGAUCGGCAUGAUCCUCUUUCCACUGCAGCUCGGUGUAACACCAAUAUAUCCACCAACAUGGAUGACACCAGCUGCGGGUGUGGACAGUGCACUAGUCGCUCUAGAUAUCAUCGCCGCAAGAGAUGGAGGCGUCGGUGUCGAUUGCCUGACACUCGUGCCACCCUGUGUCGAGUAUUUAAGCAAGAGCCCAGAAGUCCUACAGAGACUCAGCCAGAGAACGCAACAAAUCGGCUGGGGUGGCGGCAGUGUGAGUAGUCAUGCGAGUGAGUUCGUUGCAGCGCAGGUGUCUGUGUUGAAUGUUAUGGCAUCAACCGAACUCGGCGUCUGGCCUAGUAUCCGUCGCAACGAUGCAAAUUCAUUGCAAUCUGCGUACUGGGAGUAUACGACACUUCAUCCCGCUCUCAACAUCCGCUUCGACCCUGUUUCUGCUUCCACGGACGGCGUCACUUUGUAUGAAGCUGUCAUGUAUCGCAACGACGGGAAGGAGCACGGCGGCUAUGUGCAACCCAUCUUCUCCAUAUUCCCAGACGCAAAAGAAAGGCGGCUUGGCGAUUUGUUUACAAAGCAUCCAGAAGAUUCGGAACGAUGGAAACACUACGGCCGGGCUGACGAUCUUCUUGUUUUCCUGACGAACGAGAAGUUCUUCCCUACAGCUGCAGAACAGAGGAUGGCAAGGCAUGCUUCAGUUGCGGAGGUAGCAAUGGUAGGGACGAGAAGGCCCAAAGCCUCGUUGAUUGUUAGGAUGGAAGACGGGAAGGAUGUGCAUGAGAUCUGGGACACGGUGGAGGAAGUGAACAAGAGCUCGCCAGUUUAUGCACGGGUGGGAAAGGAUAUGAUACUGGCUGUGAAAGAGCCGUUCCCAAAGACGGCCAAGGGAACAGUGCAGAAAAAGGCUUUGCUGGAUUUGUAUGAGAAGAAGCUGGACGCUUUGUACGGAAGUGUUAGUGCCUAG
Alternaria ventricosa is the source of this 1617-nucleotide messenger RNA. RefSeq lists its product as uncharacterized. Bases 1 to 1617 code for a protein of 538 amino acids. The record is from RefSeq and is a predicted model, not a curated record. The transcript is spliced from 3 exons. NCBI's taxonomy places the organism in Eukaryota, Fungi, Ascomycota, Dothideomycetes, Pleosporales, Pleosporaceae.